AUGCUUGCCAUGCCACCAGGUAUUCCAGCCGGAAUGGUUGCCGAUGCUCCUAUUCUCCGAAUCCCGUGUCUCAGGGCAGCACCGCAGGCACAGCCCGAACCCGUCGUCCACCGACAACCACCCCAAAUGGAGUAUCCUCAGGGCGGAGGUCUCUAUGACGACCCAUACGGACGCUCGCCGCAUGACCCCUUCUUCAGACAGCGCAACCCGGUCACGUACCCUUCACAACACCCCGUGCUCCCUCCUCGAGGCAAUGAGAACCAUCACUACAUGCUCCCUCGGGUAACUGAGCACCCUCAAAUGCAGCACAAAAUCCACAAGUCAUAUCCCAGACAUCAGCGUCACCGUUCGGGUUCUGGCUCUCCGCCGAGAAACGAGCCCAUCCUGGCUCCCUAUCCCUCCAUUCAUGGCUCAGCUCAGAGACCACCUCGCAUGCCGAAUGUCAACACCCCGUCCAAUUAUCUCUCGGUCCCGUCGCUACAAAAACCCGACUUCUCUCUCCAGGCACAUGAGUCCCUGCUUCGUCAAGCCGCCAUGCGUGCUGCUUUGCACAACGGGAUCCGCCAAACCAAGCCCGUGGUUGAGCGGCCGGUCCGACAUCCACCCCCAGUGCCGAGACAAACUCGCCGGACGCUUAGCGACAGAGAGAAGAUUGACAUAUGUCUCUUCCACGAGCACCACAGGUCUUUAACCCAUAAGGACAUUGCCGAUAAGUUUGGUGUGGAGAGAACCACCGUAACCAAGAUCUUGCUGAACAAGCAGCACCAUCUGCACCCAGGACAAAAUUGA
Clonostachys solani is the source of this 789-nucleotide messenger RNA. The record is from the annotation of a GenBank genome assembly. NCBI's taxonomy places the organism in Eukaryota, Fungi, Ascomycota, Sordariomycetes, Hypocreales, Bionectriaceae.